This is a messenger RNA of Sodiomyces alkalinus F11, 4267 nucleotides long. RefSeq lists its product as hypothetical. The transcript has 7 exons. NCBI's taxonomy places the organism in Eukaryota, Fungi, Ascomycota, Sordariomycetes, Glomerellales, Plectosphaerellaceae. Gene Ontology annotation, molecular function: heme binding. The record is from RefSeq and is a predicted model, not a curated record. Gene Ontology annotation, cellular component: membrane; intracellular membrane-bounded organelle. The coding region runs from base 204 to 4040 and encodes 1278 amino acids.
ACGUCUCCGGAUCCGUUUGUCUGUUUGAGGCCCUUGACCGCCUGAGUCCGGACUCCGGAGACGCUCCUUUGAUGGCCUGAGAAUGGACGAAGGCCACCACCUCGUCUAGCUCACUCACCACCCGUUUCCUGGUAAAGCAACCCUCAGCCAUCAACAACCCACCCGUGCGAGCAGAGACCAGGUUCAGACGCCAAAUUGAAAUCAUGGCAACCAAGGCCGGCGAGCAAUUCAUGUUCAAUCUCUCUCAGUUUGACCCCUCGGCUCGCGACCUCAGAAACGGAGCCCACGAAUGGGUGCAGCCCUUACUACCGGCUAUCCUACUGGACCCAGCUACCGGUGGCGAGCGCAUUCAGGAUCAUCCGGGCAGUCAAUGGAUCCCCGACGGACCAUUACUUGACCGGCUCUUCGCCAGCGAGAAACUACAACUGACGAAACUCUUCGCCGGGCUGCGCACGUGGGAGGCCAAAGUCCUCAGCCAACCCGAGGCGUACACUCCUGCGGGGACGACAGACGGGAAUCAAGGGAUCGAGGCCUCGCCGCUAUUCUGGUUCGACCUGGACUCGAUCACGGUGAACGAAAACACGUGGCUCACGUGUCUGCGUCGCGACCGAUGGACCGAUUUCGAGAGGCCCAUUUCCGGCUGGCCGGGCAAGUUCUGGCGUGCCUCGGACGACCAAGUCUGGGCGCUGCUUCGUCCGGUGCUGGAGCUGGCAAAUCGGAUCAUCGUCGCUACGACCAGCCACUACUGGCUCGGCUCGCUGCUCCACCCCGACAGCAUCGAGUUUAUACGGGACAUCUUCCUUUGCAACGGGAAGAAAUAUGACAUGCAGCGAUUCAGGGUCAUGGCGCGUGAGAACAGGGUCACCGGGGCUGAGGGCAUGAGAACCAUCGACGCCGCGCUGCGUGAUCGCCUGUUGUGGGCUCUUCAUGACGAGCACCAUUCUAUUGCGGUUGGCAGGGCGGUGGCGUACUGCUUCCAUGUGGACGAGCACACGGCUUGGGCAAGUCUUGACGUGAGGCUGCUUCGCGAGAUCUUCGACAGGUCGAUGAAUGAGGGGCUGUCCCCGGAACGACGGCGGAUCAAGCGGGCUAUGGCGGCCUACCAUGCAGCAGUGGUGCUUGUCCACGAGUUCAUGCACGCUGUGACCACUCCUGUUGCUCGAGCGGCUCUUCUCAAGGGGCCGAUUCCCCCAGAAGUGACUGAGCGCUAUCGGCGUAAUAUGCGGGAACCUUUCUUCGAAAAGGAAUGGAUGUGUGAAGCUGGCGCCUCCUACUCCCACCACGUCUUCGGCACAUCUCCCGACUCGAGUCUUGAUCUCCACGACUGGCUGGUCAUCCUGACGGGCCAGCCCUUCCCGACCAACUACAUGAAUCAAAAUGGGCUCACGUACGGCAUAGAUGCGCCUCGUCUAUGGCCUAGAAAGAUCCGCGACUUCUGCCGUCCGCAACCGACUCUAUGGAGCAACGCACACCUCUCGGAAGCUUUUUGGACGUCUCGCGUCGGCAAAUACGGCGCAUCAGGUCUAAUGGUCCCAGGGCUCCUGGUCACGCAGGUGUUCCACUACUCGAUCCCAGGAGGGACAUCCUGGUACCAUGCUUUCGAUCCCGCCAGGCCCAUCGCCGCGACCCUGCAUAGCAAGGUCCCGCGCGAAAUCGAAGGGAGCUUCCAGAGACUGCUUACCAGCCUCGAGGCGCGGCGGCGACUCUGGUCGCAGUGGCGAUCCCCGUGGUACGACGAGGCCUACGCCAAGUGGAAGUUCAGCCCGCACAGCAUUGCGCCCUACCGCGAGAUGUUCCAGGACGGCGUGGCGGCUUUGUUUCAGGCCCGCGACCUCCGGGCCGCAUCCACGUUAUUCGGCAAGGCGCUGAGCUUCGUACGGCCUUAUCCUUACCCCGCGGCCAGCGAGGACGAAAACGCCUGGCCAUUGGCCUUUUGGCGGGUUCUCGGCUUCUUGAUUAUGGCGGCUAUCCCGCAUUAUACGCAUCCCAUGACGUUCCAGUACCCGACGCCCGGCUACCCGAACGUAUGGAAGUCCACCCACCCGGACAAGGAGGAACGAAGCUUCCAGACGGAACAGAUCGAGUACAGCCACGUCUUCUUUCAGAACAUUGUGAAACAGGAGAACCCGCCGGCGGUGUACGAGGUCGGCAUCACGCGGGAGGAGUGUUUCGCGCAGGCGGCGAGGCAGGCGGAGUGGUACGCAGCGAGCUGUCCGGUGCCCUUGCCCCGAUCCUGUGAACUGGCCAUCGGGGCGCUGUGGACGAGGCUGCGGGCGCAGGCCGCGCAAAAGCCCGACGGUGAGUGGUUGGACUUUGAGUUCCAGCUGCCUCCGUUCGAUCCCUGCGAGAUCCAGGACGGGGUCGCCGAGGCGAAGCUGCAUUGGCGCGGCGUGCACGGGACGCCGCCUGCGUCUCCCCUGGACGUCAACAUGCGGGAAGCGCCGGCGCUGUCUGCUCUCGCUGCCGUCGUGGUUUCGGAGUCCCUUGAGGAACCGCGACGGCGGAUGGGGACGCGGUACUUUACGUGGGGGGAGGUGGGUGACCACCAGCCUGGCAAGGAGAGCGGUGACUGGUGGGUUGUGAAGGAGAAUGGGGACGACGAGUUUGACGUUUAUGAUGUCUCGGAUGUUGUUCGGGAGUUGCAUCUGUCUGACGCGACUGUGAAGCGGAGUGUUGCGAGGAGGACGGGUCGCCCGCAUAUGUCACUGCGAUUGCUUUCUGAGGAUACAGAGCUGUCGACCGUUUCGAAGGAGCUGGCUGGGAUGAUCCGAGGACUUCGGCCCAUUGGCCGUACGUUGAAGUACGCGCGUCGCGAGGAUGUGACCUUGCGUGAUGGUCUGGAUGGUCGGCCGGCAUGGACAAUUAUCGGAGGGGACGUCUUUGAUAUCACAGAUUUCGACUUCUUUGAGGGGGAACAAAAGUUGAGAGAACUCCUUCUGAAGCACGCAGGGGGAACAGCUGUCCUAGCCCUCCAAGCAGAAGGACAUGAGUGCGUUGAAGUGGCAGAGUUGCUGGCGCCCUGCAGGAAUAGGGUGCUACAGCCGGUCGUGCCAUCACACAGUGUCGUCAACGACGUCUUCACGGCGGAAGAGGUGGCAGCAAUGGGGUUGGAUGAGACGGCUCUCUACAUUAUCAUCCACGAUGGAGUGUAUUCCCUAAGAGACUAUGUGGACUUCCAUCCUGGUGGCGCCAACAUUCUCCGAGAGGUUGCGUUCCGAGAUGCUACGGAGAAAUUCAUGCAAUACCACGGACACGAAGAAGAUGAGGUGCUGAAACAAAUUAGGCACUUCCGGGUUGGACGCAUCGUGAAGAGCUGGACGGCAGAGUCCCUGACUUCUACGGAGAUUCUCAUUAUGCAAAACGUGUACGAUAUCGGACGGCUCAGUGGUGACGAAUUGGAGCAGAAGCUCCGGGAUAAUCUCGAAGCUUACGCGGGAUCUGACGCUACCGAGGAGCUCCGAAAGCGACGGCGCGAUGCAAGUGCAAGGUUGGAUUUGGAUACUGGCCAUCCCCUAUUCCAGCUCAGUCGACGGAAAGAUCUCGUCGUUGGUCGGGUUCUUGAGGAACGAAAUGAAACUCCAACCGACCCGAUAGUAGCAUCCGUGUGCAACACGCCCACGCUUCCCGCUCUUUUUACGCAGCCACUGUCACAAAUGGACCGGGGAAGGCAGGAAUGGGAUCACGACGUGCCGAUCUCGGACGAUCUAGAGGACGCUCGUGACGCCACUAUUGGCCCCGUGGAGAAGCUGAACACCACAAUCACGAAACAAGACGUGCAAAGCCUCCUUCUUAGAGGGGAACUGGAGAGCAAGCGGGCAUUGGAAAAGGUGGUGCUCGGAGGAACUGAUGUGGUCGAAUCGGAUUCUUGGGACGAAGCGAGGAGGAGGGAAAGAAAACGAGCGGGCAGCGAGCUUGAUCUGAUAGACGAGAUGGAGGUCCGGAGAGCUCGUAGGAGGAGAGGCAUAGAGGAAGGGUUGAAUCGACUUGGGGAGGUGAAGCCGGGGUUCUUUGGCAAUGUUUUUGCGCCAUCGUGUAAGUGACCGAAGUUGGAACAGGGUCGGAAUCCGGGAUAGGCAGCCAGGCUGGUCAUCAGCCCGGAAUUCAGCAUUUGGAGCAUUGGCGUUUUACUACUAUAGAGUCAUUGAGUAUGUCGUAAGGGUGUAUAUGGAUAUGUAGGUAGAUGGAAGCUGUCCAGACCCAGUUGAUUAUGAAGUUAGAAGUUGGGGGACGGGAGUGCCUUCAGGGGGCUCGGGGUCUCGGGGGUUCA